UGUCGGAAGUGAACUGUCAUGGCUGCCUCCAAUGGCAAAACAUGUCUCAUAAUAAAAUAACACCGUAAACAGAAAUAUAAGCGAAACAUUUACUAUUUUAAAAAGCGAGGUUAAUAGAAAAAGAUAAGUCUAUAUAGUGUGUUUGCGCGCGAGGUCGACUUUUAUUUAUUAUUAUAACAAGAGCUAGAUAUGGUUAUAUAGACUUGUGGCACAUUUAGCUUGUUAGCUUCUCCUAGUUAAGUGAAGCCAUGGCGUUAACCGCUGCUCGCUCUCGCUGCAGAGUUGUCCUGAGCUGCCGUUUAUUUUCCUCCGUAGCGAAGAGCAGAGACAGAGAAGCCCGGGACGAGCUGCCGCUGUUCCGCUAUGUAGGAGAGCGCAGGAAGCCCACUGAUAAAGUGUUCGUGUGGGGCUUCAGCUACAGCGGAGCGCUCGGCAUUCCCAGCUUCGUGAUUCCUGACAGCGGCAAAAAGAGACCCAGGAAAUACCAGCUGACCCCUUACCGCCUCGACACGGAAGGAAAGAUCUCUUCAGCAGCAUGUGGUUAUGGGUUCACAUUAUUGGCAUCGAAUACCAAAGACAUCACCAAAGUAUGGGGUAUGGGCCUUAACAAAGACUCGCAGCUGGGCUUCCAGCGCACCAAACAUGACCGGCAUAAAAGUUAUGACUAUAUCCUGGAGCCAUCCCCUGUGUCUCUGCCGCUGGCGAACCCUCAGGAGACACGUGUCCUCCAGGUGUCUUGCGGCCGUGCUCACUCUUUAGUGCUCACAGACUCCGAAGGAGUGUUCAGCAUGGGAAACAAUGCUUAUGGCCAGUGUGGAAGGCAAAUCAUUGAAGAUGAAGUUUACAGUGGCAGCCAUCUUGUCCACAAGAUAGAGGGAUUUGAUAGUCGAGUUAUUCAGGUGGUGUGUGGGCAGGACCACAGUUUAUUCCUGACUGAAUCAGGCGCUGUGUAUGCCUGUGGCUGGGGGGCAGAUGGACAGACAGGUCUGGGCCAUCACAACAAGGCUGCGAUGCCUGUCCGAGUAGGCGGAGACCUGGAAGGCGUCAAAGUUCAGCAGGUGAACACGUAUGGAGAUUGCAGCCUGGCUGUGUCCACAGACGGUCAUGUUUUUGGCUGGGGCAACUCUGAGUACCUGCAACUCGCCUCGGUAACUGAGUCCACACAGAUCAGCUCCCCAAGGCUGCUUUCUCUGAAAGGCGUGGGUAAGGUGACGCAGGCGGCGUGCGGGGGAACUCAGGUCGCCGUACUCAACGAGGAUGGAGAAGUGUUUGUGUGGGGCUACGGAAUCCUGGGAAAAGGGCCCAAUCUGGCUGAGUCAGAAAUCCCAGAGAAGGUGCCAGCGACGCUUUUUGGGAAGUCAGAGUUCAACCCGGCGGUAAAAGUGUCUCAAAUCCGCUGUGGCCUCAGCCAUUUUGCAGCCAUUACAGAUCGCGGUGAACUGUUCGUCUGGGGCAAGAACGUGCGAGGAUGUCUUGGCAUUGGGAAAAAGGAUGACCAGUAUUUUCCAUGGCGGGUGACCGUCCCAGGUCAUGUGGUGGACGUGGCGUGUGGUGUGGAUCACAUGGUGGCGCUGGUCAGGUCUGUCAUAUGAGCAUCAGACUAGACUGCUGCUUUGGUUUUUGGAAGUGGAUUACUGGAGCUUGCACAUGGAAUGUGUAAAAAAGAAUGUAUUUUAUGUGAGUGGGACACGAAACAAGUAAUUAACUGUUUAAUUUAGAUCUGUGAGUGAUUUGUUCAAAACCAAGCUGAAAUAUUAAACUUUAUUUUAUUAUUAUUUUUUUUUAUAUAAAUACAUCAAAAAAAGAAAUAAAUAAAAGGACUAGUCAGAAAAGAGCCAUGAAUUUGAAAAUUUCACUGGGAAGAUCAAGUCCCUUGUGUCAAAGCAGAGAAAUCCAACAUCUGUUUCACUUGGCUUCAUUGUACAAGUAACUCGAGUGUGUUCUGUAAUAAACUUGUCUUAACAUUGUUAAACAUAAUCGACACGCAGAUCAGUCGCCAACUGCGCAUCGAAGCAAAGCUAAUAUUAAAGACACGGUCAGGGAUGUUUAGAUUUCGCUUCUAUUUACGUUUUCAAUGCUGGCAAUAAAAUAUCUGUAAAAAGGUCCAGGGUGCGUAGUGCCUCAGGGGUAACAGGGUUGGAAAAAAAAAAAGGUACAGAACAAGGAGGCAUCUCUGCACUCAACAGUACAGAAAGCUUACAUUACAUUAAUGCUUUUAUAGUACACUAAAGGAAAUAGUCUGAAAUUGGUAAAGGUAAUGAUAGAAAAUUUCCUCCUUAUAGAUCUUUUAUAGACACGUGACUACUUAAAAUCGUGAAGCGUUCCCAUAUUUUUUCUUUCACCAAAUUUAAAUUUAAAAAAAAUGUACAUUAUGUAUACAUUAUGUACAGUAUAUUUCUAUUAAAAUUUCUAUUUUUAUCCUAGUUAAAUUAAAUUUUCUAUCGUAUUUUUAAAAAUCUUUUUAUUCAUAUUUAUUUCUUAUUUCUUAACUGGCGGCCGUAAGCAUUUCACUGCAUAUCGUACUGUGUAUGACUGUGUAUGUGACAAAUAAAAUUAGAAUUUCAAGAGAAACCUAACAAUUGAUAGCUGAUGAUGUUUUGGAUUUCACAAUUUAUUUGAAAGAGAAACAAGCAUGUGAAAAUUGAUGAAUAAAGGUAAUAAGGAUGUUAAUUUGCAAAUGUUUGAUUUAUCGUAACGUCAUUACCUCAGACCGUGUAUAAAUAUGAUUCCUCCUGGAUUUGCCAGCUUUUGCUAGCAUCGUCAUUAGCAUCAG
Messenger RNA from Clarias gariepinus (North African catfish), 2773 nucleotides. RefSeq names its product RCC1 like (gene rcc1l). The record is from RefSeq and is a predicted model, not a curated record. The coding region runs from base 249 to 1592 and encodes 447 amino acids. Lineage: Eukaryota; Metazoa; Chordata; Actinopteri; Siluriformes; Clariidae. The transcript is spliced from 11 exons.